Molecule: messenger RNA, 2262 nt
Organism: Humulus lupulus (European hop)
Lineage: Eukaryota; Viridiplantae; Streptophyta; Magnoliopsida; Rosales; Cannabaceae
Exons: 6
Coding region: 1-2262 (753 amino acids)
Source: RefSeq, a predicted model, not a curated record
AUGGCCGACUUCGAUGCUGCCAAGGCUAAGAUAGAGCGUCUUAAAGAGGUGAAGAGCGCCGCCUAUGAAAUCCUUGAGGACGAGAAGAAAUGUAUCGGAGGGCAUAGAGGGACUGACAAUCUUUUGCCCAUUAAUAAUGAAAUUGAGAGGACUUGCAGACAGAACAGAAAGCAGAAACGGUUAGCAGAGACGGCCCAACAUCAGGGCAAUGUGUUGAAUGGGGACACUGUUGAGCCAGCAUUUUGCACACCCAGAGACUAUGUACUCCCUGCUGUUACUGGAUCUACUGUCCAGUUUGGUGGACUCCCUACUGAGGAUCCCAAUACACACAUAGCCAAUUUCCUGGAGGUGUGUGGAACUUUUAAAUAUAAUGGGGUCAUCGACGAUGCUAUUAGACUGAGAUUUUUCCCGUUCUCACUGCGGGAUAGAGCUAAAAGUUGGUUGAACUCUAUUCAAGCCAAUUCAAUUGCUACAUGGGAGGCAUUAGCUCUGAAAUUUCUUGCUAAAUUUUUCCCUCCAUCCAAGGCUACAAAGUUAAGAGGGGAAAUUAAUAACUUCUCUCAAUUUUAUGGAGAGUCUCUUUAUGAUGCAUGGGAGAGGUUUAAGGAGCUUUUGAGGAAGUGUCCUCAUCAUGGGAUUGAAAAAUGGAUGCUAGUCCAUAAUUUUUACAACGAUUUGUGUGGGAUGACUUGCACCAUUAUUGACGCUGCAGUAGGUGGUGCUUUUAUGAGCAAGAGUGCUAAUGAGGCCUGUGAAUUGCUUGAAGAAAUUUCCAUGAAUAACUAUCAGUGGCCUAGUGAAUGGGAUAGAAUUAAGAAGGUUGCAUCAUUGACCAAGCAACUGCAAAAAAAUUCUAUGGCCACUCAAGUCAUGCAAAUCCAAGCGGCAUGUCAUAAUUGUGGUGGUUCUCACCCAUAUGAGCAGUGCAUGGUAGUUGAGAUGAACAAUUCCAUUCCCAUGGAACAAGUGAAUAUGAUGGAAAAUUUCAAUAGGCAAGCUAAAUAUCCAUUCUCCAACUCGUUCAACCAAGGGUGGAGAAAUCAGCCUAAUUUUUCAUGGAGAAAUAAUCUAGGUCCUCAACAAAUUCAGCAGCUUAUGCUUCAAGCUCCACCUCAGGCGUCGUUACAACCACCGGUACUACCUGUUUUUCAAGAGAAGACAAAUGAGUUACAAGCUGCACUGUUAACUCUGACCAACUCUCAAUCUCAAUUAAUGACAGAAACUUGCUCAUCCAUAAGGAAUCUUGAGAUGCAAGUUGGUCAGUUGACAAAUAUAUUACAAAGUAGGCCUCAAGGAAAUUUGCCAAGUAAUACAGAGGUGAAUCCUAAAGAGCAGUGCAAUGCAAUCUCUUUGGGGAGUGGGGCGAAGUUGGAAGAGUCAGUCAAUAGGUCUAUACCUGCACCAAUAGUUGAAGUUGAGAAUGAGGGUAAGGUAGACGAAGAGGUUAUUGAAAAUCUUAAAAAGAACCGGUCACCUGCACUUGAACAAAUGCCAAGCUAUGUGAAGUUUAAGAAGGAAAUCUUGUCAAAGAAAAAGAAGUUGGAGGAUUAUGAGACAGUGGCGUUUACUGAGGAGUGCAGUGCUAUUUUACAGAAGAAACUACCUCCCAAGCUUAAAGAUCUGUGUAGUUUCAUGAUUCCUUGCUCAAUAGGAGAUACUGUUAUGACCAAGGCCUUAUGUGAUUUAGGGGCUAGUGUAAAUUUAAUGCCCUUAUCUAUUUUUCAGAAGCUGAAAUUGGGAGAAGCUCGCCCGACUACUAUGUCCUUACAAAUGGCAGACUGCUCUAUUAAGCAACCUCGUGGAGUAAUUGAAGAUGUCUUAGUUAAGGUUGGUAAAUUUAUCUGCCCUGUUGAUUUUAUUAUUCUAGAUAUGGAGGAAGAAGCAAACAUUCCCAUUAUUUUGGGAAGACCAUUCUUAGCCACAAGGAGAGCACUAAUUGAUGUACAAAAUGGGGAGUUGAAGCUACGAGUGCAAAACGAAGAGGUAACAUUUAAUGUUUUUGCAGUAACUGAUAUUCCAACUUGUUGUAGAGUGGAUGUGGUAUGUAGUGGUGGUAGUAAUUUGGAAACCACCAAGAGAAAAACCAAUGCUAAAAUUGGUAGUCGAGCAGUUCAUCAUUGUUUGAAGCGGUACUAUAGUGGGAAGGCUCGAAGGCUACACGAGCGGUGGAAGGCUCCGACGAUUAACAACAUCAAAAGACGAGUUUUUGCUUAUGACACUAUGGCUCUAAAGGAUGAGCGAGGUGGACUUGACCAGAGUUGA